Molecule: messenger RNA, 1908 nt
Organism: Nothoprocta perdicaria
Lineage: Eukaryota; Metazoa; Chordata; Aves; Tinamiformes; Tinamidae
Gene: NUSAP1
Product: nucleolar and spindle associated protein 1
Exons: 12
Coding region: 16-1476 (486 amino acids)
Biological process (GO): mitotic chromosome condensation; establishment of mitotic spindle localization; mitotic cytokinesis
Cellular component (GO): nucleolus; microtubule; mitotic spindle
Molecular function (GO): microtubule binding
Source: RefSeq, a predicted model, not a curated record
GGUGGUGCUGCCGUUAUGGCGCUCUCCUCGAUCCAGCAGCUCGACUCGCUCAAGUACAUCGAGCUCCAGCGCAUAGCCAAGGGCGCCGGCCUGAAGGCCAACCUACGGGCAGACAAAUUGUUGAAAGCAUUGAAGCAACACUUUAAUGGAGCAAAUCAAGAAAAUGAAAAUACGGAUUUGGAAAAAAGUGCAUCUGCUUCCAUCGAAUCAGAUGAACUAAACAGUCAGGAGGAAUCUAUGCCUGAUCAAGGGUGCUUUAUCACAAAAAGACGUGGAAAAGAAAAGAAAGCAACCAGGAAAAAGAGCAAUUCCCGGGAGGAGCCUAAUAGCAGUGAAGACGAUAAAGGACUUUCUGCUGAGAAAGAGGAGCAUUCAGAAAUGAAAGAAAACAACAUACCUCAAAAUGAAAAGGGAAAGAAGGUAUUGCAAAAUGAUGAACCAGUGGCUAAAAAGAGAACUAUUGAGAAUUCGGAUGUGGAUAUGGGGCAGAAAGAGCAACCAGAGAAGAUUUCUACUAAAAGAAAUGGAGUGGAGACUCAUCCUGCAGGAGGGAAGAUCCCUUUAUAUGUAGGCCGUGCAUCAAAGUCUGGGAAAACGGGAAUGAAAGCUACCACACCAAACUUCAAAAAGUUACAUGAGGCUCAUUUCAAGAAAAUGGAGUCUAUUGCUGACUACAUUGAGAGGAAAAAAAAGAUUAUUGAAAACUGCAGCAGUUCUCUCAACGAAGUCAAGGUACUGGCCAGAAAAGCUAAUCAUUUAAGAGUAUCAGAAAAAGGCACUCCACAUAACAAUUCUAAGAAACAUUCCAAUGGCAAAGCAUUCUUGUUCAGCCCAAAUCCAGAGAGAGGCAGAUUUUCUACCAGCUGCACUCCUAGCAACCUCCGACACUCACCACACAGUUCUUCAAACAUUGCAAAUAAAAGUAUUUUAUCCAGGAAGUCUACAUUUAAUCCUUCCGUCCUCUCAACAACCAAAAUGAAUGUCAGGUUCUCAGAAGCCACAAGAGAUAAUGAGCACAAGCGUUCUCUGACUAAAACCCCAUCGAGAAUGUCUCCGUAUUUGGAGGUCUGCACACCUGACAGCCAGAAGAGUAGCAAAGUCUUAAGUAGGAAAAACAACAGAAAUUCCAAAAAUGAUAUGUCUGCAUCCAAGGGAAAAGUAGAUGUUCUCACGCCCUUCAAGUUUGCAGCUACUACUGCAGAACCCACAAGCACAAAGAAGACAUUUGAUCUCAAAGCCAGUCUCUCAAGGCCACUUCGGUAUCAGCCCCAUAAAGGAAGACUAAAACCAUGGGGAGAAUUCAAAGAAAAUGCUGUCCCAAAUAAGCCUGUGGAUAGCAACAUCUCCUCAUACAAGAAAGAGUACAAGCAGCCACAUCUCCGGACCAGGGAAGAAAGACGUGAGAAGCAUGAGCAGGAAAGAAGAAAGAAAAAGGCUCAGGCUCUUGGAAACCGCAGAGGACUAACUGCGGCUUGAGAGAAAUCAGAAAUAGCUAAGAGUUCACUGUAAAUACUUCCUCUCAUGUAAAUAUUUGUGCUAUUUGUGCAUUAGAGUAUGUGUCAGGUUGCUAUUACCAGUAGAAUCCAAAGAGCUUUGAAUAAGACGUCGCAGUGUGUCUGGGCAUGUUCUCAUGACUGAUUCUUUCAGGGAGCUGCUGUAAAUUCUAACCUUCUAGGAGCUUAGAAUUACCUCCAGUUGCUUAAUAUUUUCAUUUAACUCUGGAAUUGACUGGAUACUCCAAACUUUGAAUAAAGGCGUCUUCAAUAAAUAGAUUUGGUAAGUCUGUGUAUCUAAAAGAUGGCAAAGGAGAAAAUGUAAGUGAAAAGAUGCUCAAAGAGCCUCCUUGUAACUUAUGUCAGGCUUCCCCACCAGAGUGCAUUCCUUACUCACCAGAACAUGUUUUUUGGA